GACGUUGGCCUAUAAACCCACGGCGCGAACAUUGGACAUAUCGUCAGUCAUUACCACCCCUCUCUCCUCUCUCCGAAGCUAAGUAGCAGGUUGGUCCUCCUAUCGUCCUCUCCCAAAAUCAAAAACCCUAAAACCAUGUCUUCCGCAAUCCAAUUAAUCAAAAUCCUAACUCACUGACCACCACUACCAAUCCACUCAACCCACAAUGUUACUCACAUCUCAAAUCCCUCGCAUAUCAUUCUUCAAAAUUCCUCAUGUUACUCCUCUCAAAAACCCUGGUUUUCAUCUCUCAAUUCACUCCAAGUACUUCACAAAUCCUCCACAUUUUCAAAUUCUGAAGCCCAAAUCGCUGAAGCUCAAUGAUUUAAUCUCUUUUCGUACCCACCAAUGGCCUCUAAGAGUCUACGAAUCAGACGUUACCGUACAGAAACCGGACGACGGUAUUGAUAAUUUCAAUUUCGAUGUUUUUCUUUCAAUUGCUGAAUUCUUAUGUCUUGUUUCGUCGGCCGUCAUUUCGAUUGCAUUUGUUGUCAAUUCGGUGAUUUCCAACUCACAGAAGCCGGUAAUAGUGUGGUUGGGGAACAAGGUUCUUGUGUGGCAGUUUAUUCUCUUGGUGAGUGCGGUGGCGAUUGGUGCUUCCAUUCGGAGGCGACAGUGGAGGAGGAUAUGUGUGGACUUUUCGAAACCAGGGGGUUCGGGUGUUAAUUUGGUUGGGAGGAUUGAGAAAUUAGAAGAGGAUCUUCGGAGCUCAGCGACUAUUAUCAGGGUUUUGUCAAGGCAGCUUGAGAAGUUGGGGAUUCGGUUUAGAGUUACGAGGAAGUCUUUGAAGGAUCCCAUUGCUGAGACUGUAGCUUUGGCUCAGAAGAAUUCUGAGGCCACUCGAGCAUUAGCAGUGCAAGAAGACAUUCUGGAAAAGGAGCUUGGUGAAAUCCAAAAGGUUCUGCUGGCAAUGCAGGAGCAGCAGCAAAAACAACUCGAACUUAUUCUUGCAAUUGGGAAGACUGGAAAGUUAUGGGAGAGACGGGGACCUAUUCAUGAUCAGAAAGCCACUGAAACAAGCAAUUCUGCUGAGGACAAGAUAAACCAGAUUGGAACUGACCAAAUUGAAGCUUUGGCUGGGCAAACGGAAGCCAACAAUGACAGAAUCUAGGAUUUUGAAGCAUCUAUAAUCUAGAUGGGGUUUGUUUAUCUUCUUCAAAGUUGAAAGCCAGCUAUUAUAUCUUGUUUUAUCACAGGCAAUUGGAUUUUGCUGGUUCAGUCAUCGUAUCCUCAGGCAGGUAAUGUUUCCCAUGUUGCUGAAUUUGUGGCUUCUGAGGGAGAAGGAAAUACAGCAAAGGAAACAGAGAAGAAACUGUAGUUUGUAACAGUAAGCAUAUUGUUCUUGUUUGUGAUGUGCAACACCUGUGUAUACUACUUUUAAACAUAUAUUGUUGGGGAAUUGGCCUCGAGUCUUAUGACUACCGGCGGCUGUUGGAACCAUAUGUACUUUUCAGAACUACAAUUUCUCAGAUUUUUUUUUUUUUUUUUCUU
Cornus florida is the source of this 1530-nucleotide messenger RNA. RefSeq lists its product as uncharacterized. NCBI's taxonomy places the organism in Eukaryota, Viridiplantae, Streptophyta, Magnoliopsida, Cornales, Cornaceae. The transcript is spliced from 3 exons. The record is from RefSeq and is a predicted model, not a curated record. Gene Ontology annotation, cellular component: chloroplast envelope. The coding region runs from base 206 to 1150 and encodes 314 amino acids.